Molecule: messenger RNA, 324 nt
Organism: Didymodactylos carnosus
Lineage: Eukaryota; Metazoa; Rotifera; Eurotatoria; Philodinida; Philodinidae
Source: the annotation of a GenBank genome assembly
AUGGAAACACGAAUACAAACAUCGGCCGAUAUUGGAAAGUUGACAAAACUACGCAUUGAAUUUGACGGUGUAAACGAUAACCUUCAAUUGCACAUUCCAUUAGUUGAAGUUGAAGUAGACACCUAUGUUCAAAGACUUUACUAUGAGUCUUCAAACGAAAUGUUCAUCGACUUCUACUGUCACGAUGAUAAUGAAGAGGACGGCGAAUCGACGAUCAAACGGCACUCACUACAAGAUGGUGUUUCACAGAGUAAUAUAUCAGUUUGGAGUAAUGAAGACGAGUCUGAAGACCACUUAGAAAUGGCUGUGACCGAUACCAGUUGA